AUGGCUCAUUUUUUCGGGUCAAUUUUUUUAAUUAUUGUUUUUAUAGCGUUACUUCCUAUUCUAACGCAAGCUAAUAUACCAUUCAUCAAAUUCAACAACACUGGCAAUGCACCUAUGACACAAGCUGAUAUAAAAUUAAUCACCAAGACCUGCAGUACAACUACGGAUCCAGGAUACUGUCGUUCGAUUCUUAACCGCCUAUUGCAAAGGAAAGACGUGGAGAAAGAUCUUUACGGAUUUUUAUUUUUAACAUGCGAAUUCAGUUGGAAGACGGUACAAACCACAAGGCUUAAAUUGUAUGACCUCAUGCGAGAGGCUGGAGAAAAUCCUAUAGCAAGAAUGGUAGUUGAACUCUGCAAAAAUAAGUAUGAAGAAGCAGAAAACUCGUUUCGUGCAGCGGUGGGGCUAGCGAAAAAUCGCUACUCGAAAGAUGCUAUGGUGAACGUCAUGGAUGGGCAAAACAAAGUUAAUGACUGCGAUAGAGUUCAAAAUACCACUCUUUUGUUUAUUAGUCACCGAGAAAUCGUUAAAUUGGUUGAUAUUUCUAUUGCAGCUUCUAAGUUAAUCCCACAGAAAUAG
Mercurialis annua (annual mercury) is the source of this 579-nucleotide messenger RNA. RefSeq lists its product as uncharacterized. Gene Ontology annotation, molecular function: enzyme inhibitor activity. The transcript has a single exon. NCBI's taxonomy places the organism in Eukaryota, Viridiplantae, Streptophyta, Magnoliopsida, Malpighiales, Euphorbiaceae. The coding region runs from base 1 to 579 and encodes 192 amino acids. The record is from RefSeq and is a predicted model, not a curated record.